Messenger RNA from Jaminaea rosea, 1386 nucleotides. RefSeq names its product DUF605-domain-containing protein. The transcript has a single exon. Gene Ontology annotation, biological process: late endosome to vacuole transport via multivesicular body sorting pathway. The coding region runs from base 151 to 1296 and encodes 381 amino acids. Gene Ontology annotation, cellular component: multivesicular body. NCBI's taxonomy places the organism in Eukaryota, Fungi, Basidiomycota, Exobasidiomycetes, Microstromatales. The record is from RefSeq and is a predicted model, not a curated record.
CGCCGCGCACAGAUCAAACCAGCCCUCGCGACCAACGAAGCAUUUACGUCGGACGAAGUAGGCUCAGCCCACGUUGAGAACUUUGCCCUCUCCGUCUUCACCAAGGCAGACAAUGAAGAUCGAGCGGGCAAAGCGAGCAAGGGCACUGCCAUGGCUUUCCAGGCUGCUGCGAAUUUUAUGGAGCUGCUCGGCUUGUUCAACACCGGAGCGAGCGAGGAGAUUGCCUCAAAGCGAGUGUAUGCAAAGUGGAAGGUGACGGAGAUUCUCAAGGCGUUGCGAGAGGGGAGGAGGCCUGAUCCGGGGCCACCGGGAUGGGAUCCUGAGCAGGAGCGUAGGGAGAGGGAGGAGGAGCAGGAGGCGUUGAAGGCGGUGGGUGAGGCGAAGGAGGACGACGAUUUGCUGGCGAGGGAGAUUGCCAAGCUGACCGCGCCGAGUGAGCUGGGGGGAGCGGGCGGCGGCUCGGGCGGUGACGAGGGCAAUGCGUUCAGGAGUGACGAGGUGGCAAGGGUCAUCUCGCCCGGCGCCGAGGCGGAUGCAUCGUCGAGGAGCAGGCGGGCAGCUUCGAGGCUGUCUCUGGACGCCGGCGCCGCGAUGUCGAGGUCACCCUCGUCGUCUAGCCAAACGCCAGGCUCACCGCCGCCGCCACUCCCAGCAUCGGGAUCCAACACCUCGAUCUCCUCGUCGACGUCGCCCAACUUUAGCCAUCCGCUGCGCCCACAACUCGAGCGAGGGCUGACGGGGGGAUCCACCGGCGCGAGCGGCGCGAGCACGAGUAGUGCGAACGGUCCGCCUCAGCACCCGCAGCAGCAGCCGUAUCUUCAGCUGCCACCCAUGCAAGGCCAGCCAGGCUCGCCGGCUCUUUCGGCCACCUCUUCAACCUCGAGGGGAAGCGCCAUUCCGGGACAGGUGACUGCGCCUGGUCGUCCGCUACCGAUUCCUCCCACUCCGCCUGCAGGAGCAGCGCCGAAUGGCUUCCCGGGAUCAGCAUACGCAGGAACGACAUCUGCGCCCCCGUCAACUACGCAGCCUAUUCCCUCACCCGGACCAUCAGCUCCGCCCCUCCCACCUGCCGUCGCUACUCCCUCUGCCCCGCCAGCCCCGCCAGCCCCGCCAGCACCAGCAGCUCCCACGCUUCCGACGUCUCUGGACGCCCGCCAGACGUCAGCGGCACAGCGUUACGCCAAGUUUGCCAUUUCGGCGCUCGAUUUCGAUGAUUUGGAGACGGCGAGGCGGAAUCUCAGGUUGGCGCUCAAUGUGGUCGAGGGGCGUGGAGACGGAGGCGCCAAGGUGUCGUGAAAGCAGCGUGCCGCGCCAUUCAUCUGUGUAUGAUAUCAAUGAGAUCGAGAUAGAAACGUGCUUGCCGCACUGCGAGGCGUGAAGAUGAGG